AUGGAUCCAUUGGAAUGCCACUGGCCACUGUUCUAUGGUCCGUCGAGGGCGGUUGGAGGCGCUGAGCAGACUGCUACUAUACCUCAGGGACUGCCCAGUACCGAUGCAGCUGUGAUGGCGGGCGAGACUCCAUAUGGGCAAGAAGGAUUCUUCGAAAAACAGGGAGGCCAGCAGAGACAGGCUCCCUCGAUUCAGUCGUCGGCGGAUCGAUUGUUAGCGCCUGAUAGCAUGGCCACAAUGCAACCAGCGGAUACUACAUCGCCGUUGUCCUCCAGGAGCGAUGGAGAAGCCGCCGACGAGAUCUUUGUGCCCGAGACUCUUCUGGCCGCUGCGGCGUCAUCCGAGGCCUAUCCUCAGACGCUUCGAUGGAGUUUCACGCCUCUGCAUCCCGUGGCCGCUCCGGCAGAGGAGAUUCACGUCCAGAAGCGGAGACAGUCGUGGGGAAUGAGACCCCUGGAGGGACCAGAAGGCGUAUACCGCCAUUUCAGUUACUCCUCGGCCGUCGAAGAUGGCCGAGGGCCGUUACCACCGGUCCGCGAAGACGCUGAGAGUGACCGUCGCUCCCAAUCGCUGAGCGAGAGGUCGACCGCCGGCAACCAGCGUUAUGGUCAACCGACGAACAACCACGAACAUCGUUGGUAUCGACAUUCACGCGGGCUGUCGGAAGAUUCGAUCUUUACGGCGCCGAUGCGCGUCUCUCGGGUGCCCAAUGCGGUGAGGAAAUCGCGAAACAGCAGUCUGAAGAGUCUGUAUGACCGAGCCAAGCUGGUCAAUAUCAAACACCAGCGCGAGGACUGGCUUCGCUAUACGAUCGAGUACGGCGCAUACACUUUCUUGGUUCUCGUGGUGUAUUUCGUCCUGGUGGGAUUGCCGCUGUGGAAGGGCGCCGUCUACUGGCUCUACUGGAUCAUGCAGCAUAAACUCAUCUUCCAGGGCGGCUGGGCCAUUUUCAUCUGCAUGCUUAUCUGGUUCUCCUACUCCCCCCUUCUCACCCGGUUCGAACCCGAUCCCCCCGGCCCGGACUAUUACCAUGUGCGGCAUAUCGCGCCCGUAGCGCCCAGCGCGGCGCUUGUGAUCCCCUGCUACCGGGCCGCCCCCAUCAUCGGCCGCACGCUCGAGGCGGCGCUGCAAAUCUUCCCGGCGUCGCACAUCUACGUGGUGGCCAACGGCAACUCGUCGAUGCCGCUCGACAACACCGAGGACAUCUGUCGCAGCUUUGGCGUCAACCACAUCUGGUGCCCCGUCGGGUCGAAGAUUGUCGCGCUCUUCGUCGGCUGCUACGCGGCCAAGGCGUUCCGCUACGUGCUCCUCAUCGACGACGACUGCAUCCUGCCGCCCAAUUUCCCCGUCGUCACGGGCCGGCUGACGGCGCCGGUGCAGUGCAUCGGCUACACGAUCAAGUCGGUCGGCCCCCCGGACUCCCCGCGCGGCACGUACUGCCAACAGGCGCAAGACCUGGAGUACAAGCUGGCGGGGCUGCAGCGCUGCUUUGCGGGACAGGUCGGCAGCGCGACGUUCCCGCACGGCGCCAUCUCGCUGUGGCGGCGCAAGUUCCUGAAACACACGCUCGAGAACCACCCGGGCUUCUCGAUCAGCGAGGACUGGUUCCUAGGGGAUAGCUGUCGGCGGCUCGGCGGGCGCAUCCAGAUGUGCAGCGCCGUGUUUGUCGAGACGACGACACCGUCGCGGCUGAUCUCGGUGCAUGGGGGUGCGAAGCGCGGCGGGUUCGGCGAGACCACCGUGUGCAAGCAACGGUUCCUGCGGUGGAACUUUUUCGUCACCCACAGCAUGUGGUAUAACUCGAGCUAUCUGUUUGGGAGCUGGCGGCUGGGGUGGUGGGAGUUUGGGACCAAGGUGUUUGUUUUCCAGGAGCUAUAUGAAACAGUGCUGUACAUGCUGACGCCGUUUGUGAUUCCGACGUCGAUCGUGGUGGAGCCCGGGUUCACGGUGCUGAUGACGAUGGCGUCGUGGGGCCUGUAUCUGCUCAACGCGGUGAUCUUCAACGAGGUGCAUCUGCGGCGAAAGGGAGAACGCGUGGACCCGUGGGUGGUGGCCAUAUACUAUAUGCCGUACAAGCUGAUGAUCGGGAUUAUGAACGUCGUCAGCUGCUACUGGUCGAUCAUCAAGUAUGCGCGGUACUUUGCGCGGCGACAUCCGAAGCUGACGGAGGACCACAAGGCGGUUGGGAUGGUGCUGCGCUUGGAAGAGUUGACUCGGGGGGAUGGGGAAGACGGGGGACAAGGGCGGGAGGGAGGAGGGUUGGGGAGGAUCCAUAGCAACCUUAAGAUCAAGCGUGGAGCAGUGACAGACGAACACGUGCCACCAGUACCUAGACCUGAGGAGCCCUAG
This is a messenger RNA of Aspergillus terreus NIH2624, 2349 nucleotides long. RefSeq names its product glycosyltransferase family 2 protein. The transcript is spliced from 9 exons. The record is from RefSeq and is a predicted model, not a curated record. NCBI's taxonomy places the organism in Eukaryota, Fungi, Ascomycota, Eurotiomycetes, Eurotiales, Aspergillaceae. The coding region runs from base 1 to 2349 and encodes 782 amino acids.